Messenger RNA from Medioppia subpectinata, 753 nucleotides. Lineage: Eukaryota; Metazoa; Arthropoda; Arachnida; Sarcoptiformes; Oppiidae. The record is from the annotation of a GenBank genome assembly.
AUGUCUGCGACCGAUAAGAUCAAAGUGUUGGUAUUGGGCGACUCGGGAGUGGGCAAGUCAUCGCUGGUGCACCUCAUAUGUCAGGGACAGCCCAUCGCAAACCCCUUGUGGACAAUCGGCGCCACAAUUGAUGUCAAACUUCACGAGUAUAUGGAGGGAACUCCUGACCAGAAGACCAGUUUCAUCGAGUUGUGGGACAUCGGAGGCUCGAGAAGCCACUCAAUGGCCAGAAAUAUCUUCUACAACGGCUUUCACGGCAUAAUUCUGGUGCACGACUUGACCAAUAGUAAGUCUGAGGCCAAUCUUCGCAAAUGGUUGGGACACGUCUUCCACAACAAAGACCAGACCAUCAAAGAUAACAACACUUCGCUCAACACAAGCACUCUAUCGGCGGCUCUGUUUCCCGUGAAUCCGCCCAACGAUGAGAUCGACUUCGAUAGGGAGGCCUUCUUCGAGAGGAAUAUCCCUGUCUUAGUGGUGGCCACCAAACGAGACGCCGGACACAACUCCACUCAUCGCUCGUCUCAACGCAUGUCCUCUUUUGCUGAAGAGUGCGGCGCCGAACAGAUGGAAGUGGAUUGUCAUCAGAUCCGGAGUUUAGCCCCGGGAUCGACAAAUGCGGUCAAAUUGAGCCGAUUUUUCGAUAAAGUAUGCGAACGAAGACUUCAUAAUCACAACUCUUUCAACAAUUAUUUGGACAGAAAUCGGAGACAGUCUUCGCUUCACAGCAAUAAGUACUCGCAUAACGACUGA